Molecule: messenger RNA, 1731 nt
Organism: Medioppia subpectinata
Lineage: Eukaryota; Metazoa; Arthropoda; Arachnida; Sarcoptiformes; Oppiidae
Source: the annotation of a GenBank genome assembly
AUGAUUUAUACCAAUUGCUACAAUAUAAGCAUGAGUUCUAACACUUCGGGCAAACAAUUAAGUGAUCGACUGUUGGAUGCGUUGGAGGAGUCGAUGGCGAAGAUGUUUACCACGGAUUACGUCCAGAAGACACUAAUGACGGGCGAAAUGAGUGAUGAAAACAUACGGUACGCAAAGAUUCAAUGGAAGGCAUCAAAAGACAGCUAUUCAGUCAUUGGUAUCGCGAGUGUGGUGAGUAUCGCGAGUGUCGUGAGUAUCGUGAGUAUCGCGAGUGUCGCGACACUAGUAUCGGUAUCGUAUCGGUAUCGCGACACCGAUACCGACACUCAGUGUCGCGAGUAUUGUAUCGCGAUACCGAUACUCAAAUUUCAAUCUCUAAAUCACAUAUACAAUAAAACACAUGUAAUAUAUUGUGGACCUGAGGAGGAAGAGGCGGCCGAAGACAGUUUGAUCCCAUUUUAUGAGCGAUUCGGUAAUGGAGUUGAAUGUCCCGAAAAUGUGGACAUUCUUAGGGAGAAGUGCAGCGAAUUGGGCACAAGUGAUAUUCCGAUCGGCAAAUUUCAUAAUCAUAAUAGUAGUCGUGAAGUGAUUAUUUUGUCACGUAUAUUUUUAGCCCUAAUUACAAACGCCAAACUAACCGAGACGAAACAACUGCGCGACCGUUUUAUUGGUUAUCUGGAAGAGGCUGUCACUCAGCCAAGAAUGAACUUGGCCGAAAUACUGUGGUAUAUUUUCAUUUCCCGUGACUUCUGGGAAAACGUGAUCAAUUUGCACGAUGACCAGCAUGGUUUCAGGGAGUUCUCCCGCAGACAGAUUGAAAUCUAUCCGUCAGUCCUGACCAGAGCUGAGACCAUAUUUGGAGUGAAAGCGGACGUCAAGUGCGAACUCGGCCCGACAUACCCGGAGCCUAAACACAAAUCAAUCACGGUGGCUAUUGUUAAAAUAUUCACCAAUUCUCACUCUUCGGGAUUAAGUGAUCGACUGUUGGAUGCGUUGGAGGACUCGUUGGCGAAGAUGUUUACCACGGAUUACGUCCAGAAGAUACUAAUGACGGGCGAAAUGAGUGGCGAAAACAUACGGUUUGCGAGAAAUCAAUUGAAGGGAUCGAAAGACAUUUUUUCAGGCGAGAACUCAUCUCUAAUAUCAAUACAACAAACAUUAUUAUUUGAGAUAUUAACUCUUAUGAAACGGGCGUAUAGUCUGGCUGUGACUGAAACCGAUAGGAAAUCACUGGACGUAAAGGCAAUGAACGACAAAAUGACUAAAUAUUACGAUCAGUUUGAGAGUGAAUUGGGAGGCAUUGGUCCGGAGCUGACGGCACGGCCUAUGAACGGGUCGGCCGUUGAUUAUGUGCUAAUGUAUUACCGAGAGCUGAAACGGGGGUCACUUUUGCGGAUAUUAGUUAUAAGACUGGUUGCAAAUUAUACGGUCUAUGAGAUACACGAGUAUCUGAAACGUCAGCCCCAAUACAGACCCAAUGUGUUGGCCAACUGUAUGCUGGCGACAGAGUUGGAUAUUAAACGAGCGUUGACUGUAGGGAAGGCUAUGAUAGACUGUAACGGUGCCCACAUAUCACCGGCCGAAGAGCUAGUCAAUACAGACCCAAUGUGUUGGCCAACUGCUAUGAUAGACUGUAACGGUGCCCACAUAUCACCGGCCGAAGAGCUAGAGCUGAUCCAAUUGGCUAAGGCUUCCUUGGCUUUGGAGUGCAAUUUUCACCUUAAUCCAUAA